Messenger RNA from Loa loa (African eye worm), 330 nucleotides. RefSeq lists its product as hypothetical. The record is from RefSeq and is a predicted model, not a curated record. NCBI's taxonomy places the organism in Eukaryota, Metazoa, Nematoda, Chromadorea, Rhabditida, Onchocercidae. The transcript is spliced from 4 exons. The coding region runs from base 1 to 330 and encodes 109 amino acids.
AUGUGCCAGAAUGGCGCCAGCGUAGAAUUUUUGGCUCAAAUGAAAAACAAUCUUGCCAACCAGAUUCUUUUAGAGAAAGUAAGAGAAGAGAAAUCAAAUGACCUGCAGAAGAUAAGUAAUAAAAUCAUCGAAAAGCUUCCCGACUAUCCAAAAUUUGAGAUGGAAGAAUAUGGAAUCAGACAUCGUUUAGUUGAUUAUCCAUUUGUGGCAACUCAUGCAGCUCAUCUACUCAUCCAAAUUAAACAUCACUUGAAUUUGAAAUUAAAUCAAUCUUUCGCUAUAACUGUUGCAAAAAAAAAAAUUAACAGCCAUGAGAUCGCGAUGACGUAA